Symbiodinium sp. CCMP2456 is the source of this 4851-nucleotide messenger RNA. Lineage: Eukaryota; Dinophyceae; Suessiales; Symbiodiniaceae. The record is from the annotation of a GenBank genome assembly.
AUGGGCUGGCCCGGAGCCGGCCUUGGUUUAUACCUUCCGGUUGGGUCUUCUGCUCCUUCCGCUGCCACUGUGAACGCCGCCCCGCGUUCAACUGAAGGGGUUAAGCAUCACGCCUCCGAUCGCGGCAACACUGCGGGUUUGCAGUUUGUACCGGCCCCGCCUGUGUCUCCCUCGGCUGCUGUGCAGGACGGCCCGGUGUUAGGCGUGACCAUUUAUGCCCCGCACUUUGGGCCUGUCUCCUUCGGUGUCGUGUCCCAUGUACCGAUUGAUCUGGAGGAGUUAGUGAUACAUGUGCAGAGGUCGAGCAUGCUUCCGGCCCCCGGCUUGGAUCUCAUAGUGCCCAUUACUGAGCAGAGGUUUCCUUGCACAGUUGAGCUGCUUGCAUUCCCCUCCUUUCUGCAUCAGCUACAGCCCACUCACUACGCAGUUAUGAUUGAUCUUUCACGUGUGGGUGGACACUAUCACGCUGCUUCCUUCCCUGAAGGACUCACUCUGCAAGGCCUCCUCGUUCACGUGGAGACGCUGAUGUGGUAUCGCCCCGAGGAUGUUGAUGUGUGGAUCGGGGCUUCUGAGUUCCCUGCUUCACGGGGUGUCCUCUCGUUUGCUGCAGGGUCCACUUUCACCGUUCUGUGCAGGGGCGUGAGGCCCCCUCGGGCCUACGAUGUCCGCCACGUUCUUUCCUCGCCCAUGGAGUGGGGUCCCUUCGAGCACGCACCCCGGCCUACGAGUGCCUUGCACCAUGCUGUCUUCUGUGAAAAACGCUGGUCUCGGGUUCCUUUUCCCACCCUUGGGACCUGCUGCUUAGAAGAUUCCGUUCGCGGUGCCCUGAAUCUGUCGCCGGAGGCAGGUUUACUUCAGACUAGGUUGCGUCUCAGUCUUGACGUGCAUGGAGACACCUGCCACACCGUGUUUGCUGCGGCCUCCGCGGUGCCGGCUUGGUUAAUUGAUCUGAGGCCGCUGGGGUUCGCUUUGCGUAUACUCCACAAAACUGGUCGGCCGGAUGUUGAGGAUGUCCUGCCGCUCGUCACCUUUGCUCGACCGGGUGACUCUUUUCCUGGCUGCCCUUGUCAGAUCCCUGCCAGUGUACGGAUUGCAUGCACACCGGAGGUAUGUGAGGCCCGCUCCGAUGACAUUCUUCCCAUUGUUGGUGUGCGCUUCGUUUACUCGCAGGUUGGUUCUGAAGAGGUGGCCUCCCGGUUGGGCUUCCACGGCCAAGCAGUUGCGGGGGUGGCGGCCCCGCCACAGGCGCAGUGCCGGAGCCUAUCCUCAGGUACCCCCUCCCUUUCACAGGCGGCGCAACACCAUGUUGCUCUUGAUGAGAGGGAGCAUCUUCCUGCCCCUUUCCAUAGGCUUGCAGGUGUUCCCCCCGAGGCUGGGGAGUUUGCUCAUACAGGCGCUCAGGAGGAUUCGGAUGCUGACUCCCAUGAGCAGAUCUGGUCCCCCACCUUUCUCCUGUUGGCGCCCGACGUCGCACCUGAAGUAGUCAAGGUUACUCUGGAAGCUCCUUGUUCGGUUGAUGACUGUUUACAGGCGAUCGUUGACGCAGCCGACCCUGAGCGCUACCGUUUCUUCCCCAGGCAUCUGCCAGUGUCUCCUCAACCAUCGCAGUUCUGGGGUGCUAUCCUCACGCUCCCGGCAUGGGCUGGUGAGGAACCGGUUGUGGUGCUCGACCUGAUCGAGAUAGAUGGACGUUGUUUCGCCACUUACCUUCCCAACCCCUUCACCCGCUCGCAGGUCUUGUUUGCUGCGCGUCUACCUCCUGAGUAUGACGUUCGCGUCUUUGCGUUCCGGAGAUAUAUCCCUAUGCAACCGAGGGAUUAUAUCGAGGUGGAAGUGGGGGGAAAGGUUACGUUUCGGCGUCCAGGAACUGAAAACUUAGUACCGGGGUUUGCUUUGGAUAACAUGCUGUAUUCGCCCCAUUCGUGGGACCCAGAGCCGCUGCUUCCCUUGCUCUCUGGAAAUGGCCGUUUCAGUCUGGUGCGAGAAGAAGGCUAUACCUACUUCUCACUUGUGGGUGAUGAGCAUGAUGUCCUUCAGUGUGCCGGAGCGGCUAGUGGUCUUGUCAGUGGCGAGGUUCACUUUGCCCUGGGUCAGCCAAGGCCCUGCGAUCUUCUCUGUCAUGGCUUGCCUUGCCAGGACAUCUGUGCUAUCUCUGCCAUGGAUGCCGUUACAUCGGCCACGGCCGCUCCCAGCGCUCAGACUUGUCUCGUGCUGGUCGACCAGCGGCCUCUCCUUGAAGGAUGGUCGCUCUGGCUGUCCUCUACCAAUGAGAUAGAUCAUGCAGAAAUGGCUGGUCUAUUGGAAACUUUUGUCCCAGCGGGGUGGCAGAUCCAGCGAGGAUCUGGGGCUAACAUCGAGCAAGGUAUGCUGCAGGUUCGGGAAGGUCUCAUCCUCACUGCUGAGUUUGUUCCGAUCACCUCCUCUGAUGAAGCUCCUGCCUCUGCCAAUGCCCCACCAAGUCCUUCGGGGGACUCUGAGUCAGGUUCUUCUGGUUCGUCGAAUGGUAGCCACCCUACUUUCGGGCCGGCCAAUCUUUCCGCGGUCACUAGCGGUGCUAGCGAAAGGGCGGCUGCUUCCGGCGGCCGGGAUCGCAGUCGGUCCCGCUCCGGGGCCCUGGCGUGCCAACAUGUGGAGUUUGGGGGAUGCCACCCCUGCACGCGAUGUCGGGAUCUCUGCUUCGGGCUCGCUCUUUUUGCGUGUGCCACGCCCGUUCAGUCUGCUCCAGUUCACCCUCCCUUCUGCCCUGCAGGAGUCGUGGUUGUUCUGUCCACAUAUGCUAGCUGGGGCCCCCUCCUUGCCUUCGGCAUUGGCGGCAUUGCUAGCUUAGGUCAGGUUUUAGCGAGGUUGUGGUCUGCCUGCUCCACUCGCUUUGUGGACGCUCUUGGCUUGGUUGCGCUCAAAUGGUUGAUGGAGCCUGCGGGCAGGAACAGUGCAGAGCGCACUCAUCUCACCGCCUUGCGAUCUCUUACUGUGGAGCUCGGAGGCACCUGGCUGCCCAGGCUUCCCUUCUUCUUUGAUCCCCCGCUGGCCGUGCAAGACGACUCGGAGUCCCCGGACACCUUCGCUGCCGGGCUGGUGCGACGCGUUCCGUGUGCGGUCCUUAAACUUGACUUCACACCAGAACACGUCCCUGUCACGCUGCGGAUUCCUGCUACAGAGAUUGAGCUUGAGCAGGAAUUGCAACUGUACCGGCCGACGCAAUAUAAAGAGGCUUUCCCGGCGGUCAUGCCCGUGAUUCCACAACCCGUCUCAGGCUAUGCGGUGCUCAUCGCCUCAACGGCUUGGCAUGGCUGCAACGGUGUCUGUUUUGACACCAGUCGCUUCGACAAUCGUCUUUUCGUUGUCUUUGCGCCAGAAUAUGCCACGCGGGGUCUCCUUAUACGUUUGGCUGACCUUCCGGCUGGUUUGGAUCCGAUUGUCCGCAUCGGCGUUGACGAUUUCCCUCUUCCGGAUGGUGUGGAGGUGGGGCGCUGCGCACUUCCAGAAGUGCCGACUCUCGGACAGGAGUUGCUUUCGCCGGAUGCCUGGCCUGCAGAGGCAGUCUUUCCUGUCCCUGUUUUUGCAGGGGCCGCUGGUCUCCUGUUCAAGCAUCACACGCAUCUUUACAUCGCAGAGCCUCAUGAGACCAUGAGUUAUUACCAACGAGUUUCUGCGACUACCGGUGCGAGCUUGGCUCGCAUGCGUCUCUUUGCUGCGCGUCCGGCUCCAUUGGAUGCGGAGCUCGGGGGCGUACCUUGUGAAGCCAUUGUGGCAGUGGGGGAGCACGGUGUUGCGAGCUCCAAUACGUGGCACAUGGUCAUUUUGGACUGCCGUCCCCUUGAGGACGGCUGGCAAGCUAUCUAUGCCGAGGGUCGUUAUCUUGAUGUCCUCAGGCUUUUGGAUGAUCUUGACCGUGCUGCUCCACUUGGAUGGCGCACCUGCUUUGUUGGUAAUGUGCCGCCCUCGGGGUCCCUGCCCGUCACGCCAGGGCAGGUCCUUACUUUUCGCUACUUUCCGGCUCCUGUUCGGAACCUUGGUUAUAGACCGCCUCCCCCACAGCAGCCAAUCGAUAUGGGAGGGGCCUCGGCUAGCAGUGGUGGCGUGGCCGGGGCUGAGGGUGGUGGAUCCAGCGGCGUGCCGGUUCACUUUUUGGUCCUGGCACCGGAAUACGAGGCUGAAAGGAUCCAGUUCUUGCUUGCUCUUCCCACCACGGUUGCGGAAGUUCUUCCGGAGGUAUCUCGUCGAAGGGACCCUGGUUGCCAUCACCGAUUCCCGCGCCUUCUGCCAGUGCCGAUUCAGCCUCCCUUCUCUUUUGCCUGCCUGAUUGCGCUGCCUGCUUGGGACCCCGUCGGUAUCCCGGUCGUGGUUGCAUGUCUUGUACCGCCCUUUCGGAUCUUUGCGGCGCUUGUUCCUGCGGUGAUCCGGCCUGAGGCCGUACUGCGCAUCGCUGGCGUUGGCCCUGAUGAGGGGGCACUUGUCUUCUUUCAUGACGUUCCUUGGGCUGUGCCGGCAGAUUCUGACAUUUUUGUCCGGGCGGGCUGCCUUCUGACAGUGUCUUCGCCCAAUCAGGCUGAUCCUCCUCCGGUCUCCCUUGACAACAUGUUGCGUUCAGAGGUGGGAUGGCAUGACAACCCUGCCUGGCCUGGGCCACAUCCAGAGGGGAUUUGGCUACUCACGGAACAGCAGCACCACAGGUUCUUAUGCGCAUCUCGCCGUCCGCCGCUUCGAGUCGCGGUGUCUACUGCCUUGGACAUCCCUCAGUCGGAGCUCAUGUUUAUGCCCGCCACGCCCGCGAUUCGCGAUCACAGCUCCCAGGGAAUGGUAUCCAGUCAGGUCUUUUUUGCGGUGCGACACAACGAUAUACCAGCUUAG